GCGCUACGCGAUAUCACUGGUCGGUCAUGUGUGUGUCACUCUCACGUUCACAUUGGUACCGUUCGGAGUCCUUCGUUAACCGCGUUGGUGGUAUUGCUACCGCCGCCGUUACCGUCCACCGUCGCGUAGUGUGUGAUGUCCGAUAGUGUUACACCUGGUGUGCGUUCCGGAAGUUGAAAGUGUGUCCGGUUCGAGUAGGCUCUGUGCGCGGACGUCAACAGUGCAGGAGAGUGCUCGCUGUCAUUCUUUCUCUCUCUCUCUUUCUCUCUCCCUCUGUCUUUUGUCACAUCGGUCGUCUUGGACCGAUCGCGCGCGCAUCAGGAUAUAUUAUAUACCGAUAAUACGAAAAAGUGCGCGCGCACGGUCGGUGGCGCGGAGAAACGCGCGCGCGCCGGGAGAGCGGAGAGAAAACACCGUGAAGUAAGACGCGAACGAGACGGCGAAGAUCGCGCCGGACAGAGAGGGAGAGGUACGUUUGAAGUUGUGCGCGAGCGAGUCUCGUGGCUGUUUUCACGGAGAGAAGUCUCUCUCGCGCGCGCGUCCGCCGAACGCAAGGAGAAGCAAGGAGUGGCUACGCGGAUCGGAUAGUGCGUUGGUGAAGGAAGGAGCGAGAUAGGGAGAGUGACCGGCCGUCGCCUCAUGGCUCUGUUGUUUAAUGGCCCUUCGUGAUCGCGCGCGGCAGGAAGAGAUCGGCCGCGAAGCGGUGCCCGCUGCCAUCGACAAGUAGUGAUCGUUUGUGACAGUGUUCGCCGUUGCGUCCCCUCCCCCUUACCCCUGCUCCGACCCCGGCCCCGGCCCUGGUGUACGGUGCGUGUGCUCGUUGUUGUUUUUCUUUUGUUUUUGGGGGCGAGGCACGCUCCUCGGAGGAUAGAAGGAAAAACCGGGUCGGUGACAGGGGGGCCGGGAACGAGAGAGCGAGUGGAGCGAGAGAGAAGACGGAAGAGGAGCGGGAACAGUGGGGGUGGGAGACAGGGGGCGCCUACUCUGGCGCGGCAAGGGGGGGAGGGGGACGUACGAGGGAAAGGGUGACUGGCGGACCCGGCUGUGGCGAUCCGAAGUCGCGGAUUCGGCACGCCACGGUGUACCGAUCGUAAUAUGGCGUACAAGUUUCGCGAGGAGAUCGUGGGAAAGAGGUUUCUCUCGGUGAGUGAUUUCACCAAGCUGAAGGUGAAUAAGAUUAGUGAGUGGGGUUGGCGUGCGGGAGUGAUACGUGCUGCCAGUCAUAGGGAUAACGGCUGUCAUGAUCUUCAGAUCCUCGUAGAAUACGACGACGUAGAGUGGCAAAGGAGGGAGUGGUUGUCGCCUCAUAGGGAUGCCGUAUUCUCCUUCUUUCUCAUUGAACGAGGUCUCUAUUGGGCCGAACGACCUGACCCCAGACACGCCAGUCUCAUCCCCAUCGAUCAUCACAAUCACGCGAACAAUAACCACCAUCAGCACCGCAUUAACGGGAAACCGCUCAGAGGCGCCACGGCAGUCGCCGACACCGUUGCCUGGCCAGCUCUUACUUUCUAUCCUCUCGUGGCACGCGCUGAGUUGCACGAAGACGCCAUGCCGAUCGAAUUUAUGCAAGAUCGCAAACUGGACUUCGUAGACUAUUCGAAGCUGAAGCCAUUCACCCAGGAUUGGGAGCUGACUAAGGGAACGAUGCCCUGGAGAAAUGCUGUUAGGAGAUGGGCCGAGAUGCAGGACGGUCAGAGGAUCUUGCUGACUACGCCUAGCAUUCUGGUUGGUUUCAGGGUCGAAGUUUAUCGGGCGGAAGGCACCACACAAUGGUAUACUGCCGUGAUCGUCGGUUAUAAUGAGUCCACUAAGGAUUUGACUGUCACCGACGACACGGUCCUCGAAGAUCACAACGAGGAUCCUACUUUAGUACAAAUGCGACUGAUUGGCGAUGGAGUCGUCGAGAGCAUCAUGAGGGGCGAGGUCGUCGGCAUGACACCGAGGAGGUCGAGGUCAUCGACUGCUCUGACGCACGCGCUCGUGGUGCCCCGACCUGGAAGAAGGCCUCGAAGACGACCGGGAAACGCGGCGCAGUUGCAGGCAACUCCAAGGGUACAAAGUCCGAUAUCUCAGCAUCUCGAAAAAGAGAAGAAUAACGCUCGCAACAAUCGACGUCGACGUGUGAGCGAAGGUGCUAGUCGCGAGAAGACCGAAAAAGAGUCGACGGAAGCGGCAUUAUCCACGCGGCAGCAGGAAGAUCGAGAGAAUAAAGGGCCGCCGUCGGGCAAGGUCAGCAACCGUGUAGCUCGGCCAGUGUUGGAAGAGGCGAAUAGCGCGUCGGGAAGCGCCUCGAAGCUACGAAGACGCGGCGCCGCGGUAAAGAGUCCAACCGCCGACCAUCAGGGUCCGGCGCAGCAUCAGAGACCGGUACGAAGAAGGCCGAGGCCAGGGAGCGGCCAGGAAGUCAAGCCAGGAGUAGAGGAGGAGUCCGUCGAGCAUCAUCAUCAUCAUCAUCGUACCGGAAGCGGCGCGAGAGCCGACAAGGACGAACGUCUCGGUAGCAGAUCCGAGGAAGAGGAGGAAGAGGAGGAGGAAGAACGAGCUCUCGAAAGGGAGAACGAGGAGAGUCCGGAACGUUGCGAUCCAUUGACUAAGCGGCUAAGAACAAGCCCCGUCGGCAGAAAGCUCCGAUCCGAGAGUAGUAAGGGCAAAAACGCCGAGGAAGCUGCAGCGGAUCGGGCCGGGGAGGUGGUGGUGGAGGAGGACGAGGAGGAGGACGACAAGGAGGAGGAGGAGGCCGGUGUGGAAAAACACGAUCGGGCUGAACGGGAGGUCGACAAACUCGAGGAGAACGAAGAGAGCCAAUCCAGGGAACGGGACAGAGAACCCGAGCCGCCACCUCCGGAUAAAGUCGAUCCCGGGGGCAAUCCAGCUUCCGAGGAACAACAGCCGGAUAACAAUCCAGAACCGAAAAAGGACGGUCGCGCGAUCGAUCGGGGCGCGGCGAAGAUCGGCGAGCGCAAGGAACAGCAACAACAACGACAACAACAGCACCAGCAGCAGCCACCGCAGUUCGUCGUGAAUGGAUUGCACGUCGAUUCGCCGCUGGUCAGCGACAAGACGAAUGUCAUUCGCGAGGACAGCCCGUCGCUGCUGAAGUCGACGACUCGAUCCAAGGCGAAGGGCUUCGCGGAAGAGGACGGAGAGGACGCGAGAGCGAGAGCGAGAGCGACAGCGGCAGCGGCGGCGGCGGAGGACGAGCGCGACGAGAACGCCAGCGAGGAGGAAGCGGGCUCGCAGCGGUCGCGCCGAACGGAGCUGACCACCACCGAGUUAGGCACGGAGGAUAGCGUGGGUAGCGUCGGCGGCGCGAGGGCGGCCAGCGUCGAAUCGGUCGUCGAACUGCUGGAGUCGAGCAGUCAGGACUCAGGCUCCGUGCUGGAGAGGCUGAGUCCGCUUAGUAGCAGCGGCGGCGGCGGCCCCGGCAGGCAGAAUAGCCUGCUCCUGGAACAACAGCGGGAGCAGGAGCGCAGUCGGCACAACGAGAGUCCGAUCAUCCUUGCCGAGAGACUGAACAAGCCGCCACCGCCGAUCGCCGGUCACCAUCAUCACCAUCAUCUCCAGCCGUAUCAUCAGCCGCCGCAUCAGCAACAGCAGCAACAACAGCAACAGUAUCACCAUCAUCACCAGCAACACCAUCAGCAGCGUUAUUCCGCCGGUAGUCCGGUGAUUCACCAUCACCACCAACAGCAGCAACCGCCGCCGCCGCCACAGCAUCAUCAUCAUCAUCAUCAUCAUCAUCAGUUAACGAGCAGCUCGCAUCAACACCACCAUCAUCAUCCCACCCACUUGACCCCGUCGGGCCUCCUCGAGGUGCAACAACAGUCUCACACAUCGAGGGGUGGCGAUGAGGCCGGCGGCGGCCUCAUGGAGGUGGAGCCCGGGGCCGGUAUACCUGGUGCGGGCGUACUCGCUGGUGUGUCUACAGCGAUCGGCGGCAUACGGGCGUCGGGAGGCAGCAACAGCGGCGGCAUCGCCGGCACUUACGGCGACAGCGGCUCCGACAGCGGGGUAAGCUCGCUGAGAAGCGCCGGCUCCGGCGACGAGAGAAGCGGCAGCAGGAGCUCGGCGCUCAGCGUCGAGGAGACGACGUCGUCCUCGACGCCAUCGGCGUCGAUAACUACGUCCGCCGCCCCGGCCAGAGUCUGGCACGUGCAGAGCAUCCAGCACACGACUCUGCUGAUGGCGCAUCCCCAGGGCGCGCCCAACGCCCCUGCGAACGCCGCAGCCACGGCGCCGCCGGUCGGCUAUCAGAGCCCGGCGCCUCCGGGUCAUCACGCCGCCGUCGCGUCCGACAUGCUCUGGAGGCCUAUCCAGUCCAGGACCUAUCCGCCGUUAUCGCACACCCUCCUGGGACCGCAGCAACCCAGCCCGGAGGAGCUGCUCGAGAGGGACCGUCACGAGAGGCUGCUGCGAGAACGCCGCGAAGCGGAAGUGCGCGAGUUGGAGAAGGCCAAGAUGGAACGGGAGAGGCUUGAGAAACAGAGGGCUGAACAGGCGGUUCAUAAGCACUUCGAGGAAUCCUUCAGGUUGGCACAACAAAAGGUGUCUUAUGUCCUACAGAGAAAUAUGCAGACUGCGUCUAUAGCCUCAUGGAACAAUUUCUUGCCGAUCGUCCCUCCGCCGACGCACCCGGCAAGCAGAACCCACGGGGCCCCUUCAGGGUUGACGGCGCACGCCGCUGCGAGUCAUCGCGGUCAUCCUGGUCAUCUCGGCGGUACACCAGGCGGAGCCCCUGCCGCCGCUGUCACCACGCAUUCUGUAUCCGUGGCGCAACAGCAGCAGCGGGAGCGUGAGGAAUACGACAAAGUGCGAGAUAUACGAGAAAUUCGCGAACGGGACGCAGUUUUGGCAGUCGAAAGGCAAGUGCGUCAGAUCGAGACGAGAGAUCACAUUGCUGCGCAACAAAGAGCCGCUUACUACGCGACAUCGCCGGCUCAGCAGGUGUCUCGACCUUCGAGCGUGCCCGGGAAAGUCGAGUACCCGCCUCCGCCGGCGCACUCGCGGACAUCGAAGUCGUCGUUGCCAGUCGGUGCUCUUCACGAGAAACCAUCGGUAGUGGGCCCAUCGCACAGCUCGUUACCGAAGGCCGAGCCGAAUGUGAAUCUAUUCAAUUAUUCAUCGACGUAUCAACCGUCCUGUUCGCCGUACAUGCACGACCUCAAGAUUCAGAACGAGCUACGGCAACCGCCGCCAAAGUCUCUUCCGAGCAAGAGUGGGCUGGCCGGCGAUCUCGAGAGGGACCAUCACGGCAGAGAGGUACUGCAGAAUCCACCAUCUCUGCUGCCGGAUCACAAAAGCUCGGUGAUCGUGAAGAACGAAGGUAGGGAACUGGCGAAAGCACCGGCGCCGCAGCAACACUCGUCCAGCUCGAGGAGUUACUUGAGCCUUCAACCGGUGGCGCCGCAACACAAGUCGUCCGCAUACGAGGCGUACAGAAGUCCGACGCAGAGCCCGCACCAUCUGCAUCCUGCGCACUUGGACGGUCUACAGGCGGCGAAAAGCAUCGCUUCAUCGGCGAGCCAUCACCGGAGCAGCAGUGGCGCACCGACAACGACGACGACGCAGCAACUGCCGAGUCCGCAUAGCCAUCCACCACCGCCUCCGGCGCCUGAACCACGUCUGCACCCGCAUAAUCCUCGUCAAUCUCCACACGCCCCGCCGCCGCAGCACCCGCACCAACCGCCCCCGCCGCCGCAUCCCUCGCCACCUGAACCGCGUUAUCUCAAUAGGCCGGAACCAGCGGGUCUGCCGUACAGCGCGGCCAAGUCCACGUAUUCGUACCCGCAUCCGCCCACGGCCUCGCCGACGCCGUCGUCGCAUUACCCCACGCCACCGCCGGCCGGUUCCAAGCCGAAAGUGAGCAGCCCGGCGCCGCCGCACAUUUACGGCAAGCCUAAUUCCGGCAUCAUGACCGGCACACCGGUCUGCCGUGCCUCCGAGCCUCCCGUCGCCGCGCCGAUUCCGUUGACCUCGAAGGCCGGCAGCUCGCCUUACCAGCAAGUGCCUCAUCAUCACGGGGCGCCGCCGCCGCUGCCGCCACCUGCGCAUAGUCGAGUUUAUGAAAGUCGCUUCGUUGGCUCGUUGGCGGGUGCGAAAUUGCCGCCGCCACCGUUGCACGGUUCGCCGCCAACGGCCGCCUCAGCACCGCUUUCAAGGCCGAUCGCCCAUCCCGCUCAUCCUGCGCAUCUUAGCACCAGUCCGCAUCAGCAGUCUGGUCAGACGUUGCAGCACGCGCAAUCCCAGAUCACUACGGCCUUCCAGACGCAACCGCUUGACCUCGGAGUGGAGAGGUCAGGUUCACCCAAGAGAAAAGCACCAACGCCAUUGUUAUGCGAUAACGCAAGUGGUCAGCCGGUAUCGUUGGAAGUCUGUAAGAAGAGAAGAACCGAGGAACCACAACCAUUGUCCUUGCAAUGCGUUGGUCAGCCUGUUUUGUCUAGGGUAAGCGAGCCUAGUCCGCUCAUUGCCUCGGCCGCCACGUCCAUCACCACCGUUGUCAAUACUGCGUUAUUGGCGCAGUCGAAUAGUCAGACGACGCAAGAACAACGCACGGUAACGGCAGUGAGUCCGGCGCCAGGUACUGCCAGCGGCGAUGGUUCCACACGACCCGCCAGCACCGGCAGCGUAUGUUCAUUGAAUCCCACUCCAUUGAGCGCGGCACCGAGUCCAGCACCCAUACCCAGUCCAGCGCCAUCCACAGCGCCCAGCCCGGCACCCAGCGCGCCUGGUACUCCCGCCAAAGUAAAUCCUAGCACCGGCGCGGAUAGCGAGAAGUCCAACAGUCCAGCGCCGAGACCGCCCAGCAGUACUAGUUACCCGGGUCACAAGUUGAAGAAGGCGUGGCUGCAGAGACACUCGAGAUGCGAGGAUGGCACCGAGAAUACCACCAAUAUGGUCAGCACGGUCUCAUUACCCCUUAUCUCCCGGGAAACGUCAUCGUCCAACAGCAAGGAUCGCGACACCAGCAAUACGUCAAAUGUGAAUGCAAACAACAGCAGUGCGCCGAUCACUUGCUUACCCAGCGCAGUAAAUUCGAUUCACAAUAUCGGUAGCAUGGCGGUAAACAGCAUUAACAAGAGCAAAGUGACCGGCAAGAGCGGUCGAAAACCAGCGAAUAAAGAAUCACUGAACGGCCACGCUACAGACACCAGCAAAACCCCGCAGGAGGAUUCGUCCAGCAGCGACCCGGAAAGGAAGUCGCCGCCCAAACGAAAGCCACCCAAGGUAAAACGAAAGAAGGGCGCCGCACGAAGGCAACAAACGGCCGCGGAAGAUCAGCGGAGGCGGAAAGAGGAAAAGCAAGGCGGCGGAGCUGGUGCAGGCAGCGAGUCUAGCAACGAGAGCGAGGCAGGCUCUGCCAGUGAUACCAGCGAACAAUUGAGCACCAUUCAACCUGCUUCGAGGGUUCGACAUACUACGGCCAAUUCCAACAAUUCCUCGGGAAACGGAAAUAACAAGGAACCUAGGAAACGUGGUAGAAGACCAAAGACUACGAAAGGCAAUGAAGUAGGAGGUGAGGAUCAACAGCCUCGUCAGAAAAAAGAACGUAGAGACGACAGUACGAGCGGUGGUAACAAUGGACCGGGCGGAAGUGGCGGGCGAGGCGAUCCCUUUCGUAAACCACCGAUAUCGCAAUUGAAAAAAACUGGGGAAAGCUGGUUGCAGGAUGGCGCUUGUUUUGAAGUGGCUCCAAAGCUGGCCAAGUGCCGCGAAUGCCGAUGGACGCCGCAUCAACGUUCCAAGAACCUUCCUCAAAAUAUCUUCUGCAGAUUUUACGCGUUUCGCAGACUGCGUUAUACCAAAAACGGACAAUUAGCCAUAGCGGGAUUCAGUGACCCACACAAGGAUGCAUCCGAGGAAGAUCUUCGAUUAUGGUUACCAGGAAAAGAUAAUCAAGAAACAACAGGAAAGGAUGACAAAUCCGAGAAAAAUGAGAAGGACAAAGGGGAUCGAGAAGACUUAGAUUUGGAAACGGCUCAUCGGUUGCUUCGACAAGUUGGCGAUCAGUUUUGUGACCUUUUACAUCAAGAGAAAGAUGCCCUCCAAGAGCACAUGGCCGAAGCGAGUUCGGGGGUUGUAGACGGAACAGUAGCGUGGAAACGAGUGAUCCAGGGUGUUCGAGAGAUGUGCGAUGUGUGUGAGACUACCUUAUUCAACUAUCAUUGGGCCUGCGGCAAGUGCGGUUUCGUUGUGUGCAUCGAUUGUUAUAAGGGACGUAAAAAUGGAACGAUCAAGAUCUGGGGCGAAAGUGGAAAAGACAGGGACGAAUUCUCAUGGCUUCUAUGUACAAAUAGACAAGCACACGAACCAGAACGACUCAUGCUUACGCAAAUCAUCGCUGGAGACAGUCUUUUGCGAUUGGGCCAACGUCUGCACGAAUGUCGUGCGGAAUGGGGAAUCCUUCAACAUUGUGCUUGCUCUCUCGUAACUUCGACGCAAUCCAACGAAGUUCUUCGAAAUCUGAUCAAGGGCGAUUCCGUGCCUGUUCUUAAUGGAAAUGUAAAGCAGGAGAUAAAGGAAGAAAAGAAGAUGAAUGAGUCUAACGGCGCAUCGGAAAGCAAAACAAACGGCGAAGAUAAAAACUCGCCGCUGAACUGGUUGGCGGAUGUAGCGUUGCAGAAUCAGGACAAAAACGAAAGCGGUUCGAGUUCGGACUCGGAUGAGGAUCGCGAGGGUAAUUACUCGACUUUGCGUGAAUUGCUCAUUAGACCGUCGCACAAGUCAAAUGGUAGCGGUGGAUCCAGAUCGAAUUCGCCAACGACCAAUUCGGGCGGUGGUGUAAACGCUACCAGCGCGACUGGUAACACCGCUACGCAAAAUAAUGUUACCAAGUCCGGCAAAAAAUCAAAGAUGGAUACACUUGAUGAAGUAAUAUCUAGCGUGAUUGAACAUAGCGUGAAGAAGGAUAUCAGCUUGGGCGACGCGAAACCACGAGUAUUGAAAUAUUUUGUGCGACGCUACAAGUGGACGCAACGUGGCCGAGAGCCGUUACCAAUCAGAAUUAUGACAUUGACGGAAAGUAAGAGCCUCUAUCCAGACGUUCCGCACUCCUGGCUCUGCAACGGUAAACUAUUGAGGUUAAACGACCCGAAUAAUCCCAACAAUUACAGAAUAUUCCAGGAUCAAUGGAAGAGAGGGCAGCCGGUGAUCGUAUCGGAUGUUUCCAAGGCGCUGGACAUGAAUCUUUGGCAUCCAGAUUCGUUUGCCCGUGAUUUUGGCGAUGAGAAAAAUGAUCUCAUUAAUUGUAUGACCGGGAAUCUGGUGCCUAAUCAACCAAUGCGCAAGUUUUGGGAGGGAUUCGAGAACUUUUCCAAACGGCUAAAGGACGAGCGAGGGAAUCCUAUGUUGUUAAAACUGAAGGAUUGGCCACCUGGCGAAGAUUUCGCUGAACUAUUGCCAUCGAGAUUCACGGAUCUAAUGAAGGUUCUUCCAUUAUCUGAAUACACGCAUAGGAAUGGCAGAUUAAAUCUGGCAAGUCGUCUGCCUAAUUGCUUCGUGAGACCGGAUCUGGGCCCAAAGAUGUACAAUGCUUAUGGUUCUGCUCUUCAUCCCAGCAAAGGCACGACUAAUCUUCAUCUCGAUAUCUCGGACGCUGUGAAUGUCAUGGUAUAUGUGGGGAUUCCGAAGGAUGCCGAUAACGACGAGCACAUCAAAGAAGCGUUAAAAGCAAUAGAUGAAGCAGGUUGUGAUGUUCUGACUCGUCGACGUGCUCGUGAUCCUGCCGAGGCACCCGGUGCAUUAUGGCAUAUUUAUGCAGCACGCGAUGCAGACAAAAUUCGAGACCUUUUGAAUGCUGUUUCUUUAGAACGCGGAGCUCGCUUGGAGCCGCAUCAUGAUCCCAUACAUGAUCAGAGUUGUUAUCUGGAUGGACCAUUGCGCGAACGAUUGUAUCGAGAAUACGGUGUGGAAGGAUAUGCCAUUGUUCAGUGUCUAGGCGACGCAGUAUUCGUUCCAGCCGGCGCACCGCAUCAAGUCCGUAAUCUUCACAACUGCAUAAAGGUGGCCGAGGAUUUUGUGUCGCCGGAAAACGUUUCGCACUGCUUCCAUUUGACCCAAGAAUUCCGUGCAUUAUCCGACACGCAUACUAAUCACGAAGACAAACUACAGAUCAAAAACAUCAUUUAUCAUGCCGUGAAGGAUUCUUUAACUGUUUUGGCCAACGUUAAAGAAGAGACUAUAGCCAAGCUCGCCAAGGCUAACAAUGAGACAAAAAUAAAAGAAGAGACCUAGCCGUAAAUCUUUCGGUACGGUCAUAAGACCUUUGAUGAUAAUUUCCUUGAUUGGAUCUCGUCAUGCAAGCGAGAUUAAUCGUUGUCGGCACUCCCGAAUACAGCAAAGCUGACGAAACCGGGAGAAUUUGCAGAAGAGAAUCUGUCCUCACCGCGGCACAAUCAUUGAGAAGGUGCGAGGAUUUGUUGUGAUAUAUACAUACAUACAUACAUAAAAAAUAUAUAAUAAUGUUAAUAAAUUUUUUUUUAAUCGGGAAGAGAGAUACUUGAGUUGCGAUGUUGGUUGAGCCAAUGAACAUUAGUUAUACAUGUACAUUGUUUCAUUUGAAUUCUCUUAUAUACAUAUUUUUUUUGCUCUCCCGCAUUUUUUUCUCAAGAGAGACGCUUGUGGACAUGAAGUCCGACGAGCUGUACCAUGUAAGUGGAAAAAAAAAUAAAUCGUGAGCCGGAUUGCGCAUAAAUAAAACGCCGCGUCCAUUACUUGUGAUACCAGAUGGACUUUGAAUCGUAUACAUUAUUUGUAAUUAAUUAUAUCGUGCCUGUAUCCAACACACACUGUCUAUAUUAUAUAAAUGUAGAUAAUUGUGAAAUAUUGUGUAUGAAUUUUUGUGUAUGAAUUUUGCUAGCAACUACCAGAGAGAAAAGAAGGGAGUUUCUGUCUAGAAGAGGAUUUGUCUUUGUGCAAUUAGAUGUCCUUAUGUAGCUGGAUCAGAGCGAUAACUGUGGAUCCAUUUAAUCGUGUGCUCUGAUGAUCUGGUGCUUUCGGUAUUUCAUUAAAAUCCCAGCCAGAAAUAGCCGAUACGUAUUCGCGUUUAAGUUUCUUAUGUUCCACGCGACAAGGGCAUAAGAAUAAAAACACUGCCUAACUAAUCGGUUCGACGAUAAUGGAAGAGAUAAACCUUUUCGCACUUUUAGUAGAUAAUUCGUAUUGUUCGCGUUUGACGUUUUUUAGAGGCAUAUUGUUUUCCAAUGGCGAUAUAUGUAUCGGUUAUGUGAGCGGCGGGAUAUUGCUGCAAGUUUUGUAUGUCACUUGAAAUAGAAGACAUCAAAACGAGAGAAAAAAUACAAUAAUUUCUUCGAUAUUAACUUUUCGAGAUAUACCGACGGAUGUGUGUAAAAUCGUUGAAUUAAACAUUUUAUUGCUGUCAUAACCCAGUGACUACCCGGCGUGUAAUGUAAACGGGGAUAUUAAUAAGAUGAACAUGUUAUUUUUGUCAAAGCGUAUACAAGUCGACAAAAGACAGCGAUAAUGUAAUUAUAUUGUAACAAUACGCUGAGACGCUAAACAAAUAAGAACACAUUUGCAGUAACAUUUAAAAAAAAAAAAUAAAAAAGAAUAACGACUUUUUAAGUGCCAAUGUUGAACGACGUAGGACAUUUAAGUAUACACGCGUUGUGUAAGCAUAUAUGGGUAAGUAGAAAAGAGAAAAACAAGAAACAAAGAAAAGAAAAAUAAUUAGUCACAAAAUUCGCAGAGAUGACAGGCCAAGUUCCUAUCAUCGUAAUAAUAGUUUGCGCGAAUGACACGAAGUAUUUCCGAUUAUUCGUACUGUCAUUAACGAUUCGAAAAAUGCUGUCGUUUCCGUUUCCUUUCGCGGAAUUUAAUAGCCCGAAUAAUUUAUGAUGAGAACGUUUUCGAUAUACUUGCGUUCAUAAUUUUUGAAAUAUGACAAUUACAAUAAGACAGCAAUUCUCGAUUCGAAUAUAAUUGUCGAGUAUGUGCGAUUUAUGCGCGUCGAUCGAUCAUCAAUUUAUUAUAUACGGUUGGUAUAAUAAACACGAGCGUGUAAACAAAAAGAAUGAACAGAAAAAAAAUAAAAAUAUAUCACUGGCAAUCCUAAAAUCUGCAAGUUCUUUGAUCUCAACAUUCGUCUAGCAUACAACGACUUGAUUAAAUAAUAUUUAACGAAUAAAUUUUUAAAUAUCUCUUAGUGUCGAUAAGUAAUGAUUAUAAGAAUUGUGUAAACUACAAACAACAACAACAAAAAUACUAACUCCACAAUGGCAGUGUAUAAAGUUUUAGGAAGACGUAUUUCCGUGUAUUAUUGCUGCAGACGAGACGCUAUUGUUUGUUCUCUUGCUACAUGUAUAUGUACAUACAUUUAUAUAUAUACAUUCGUAUAUGUAUACAUAUAUAAAUACGAAAAAGAAGGAAGAAGUCUAGGACUUACGAUAAGGAAAUACACACAAUCUUUACGAGACACGAAAAAAAUUACACCUUAUACACACGCGUAGAUAGAUAGUUUAUUAUGCCAUUAUUAUAAUUAUAUAUUAUCAUAUUAUUACGAUUAAUUAUUACGGCAAAUACAAUAUUUAAAUGUUAUUAAAUAUAUGCCGAAAGGAGUAUGAGCACGAGCGCGCGAGUGUAAAUGGUCAAAAAAAAGAAGAGAAGAUUGAAGGAGAAAGAGUUAAUGAUGCUUAAACCAGCAAGGAGAUGAAACAGAAAGAAUGUGCGUGGUGAGAAAGAAAGAGAGAGAGAAAGAAAAAAAUGUUUGCAUGAUGGUGUAUGCUAAUUCAGUGAAAAUGUGUCAGAUUGAGAGAACAUGGGGCCGUGCAUUGGGGGCGGAGUCGAAUGGAUA
Messenger RNA from Camponotus floridanus (Florida carpenter ant), 12811 nucleotides. It is a transcript of the gene Kdm3, whose product is annotated as probable JmjC domain-containing histone demethylation protein 2C. The record is from RefSeq and is a predicted model, not a curated record. Lineage: Eukaryota; Metazoa; Arthropoda; Insecta; Hymenoptera; Formicidae. Gene Ontology annotation, molecular function: histone H3K9 demethylase activity; transcription coregulator activity; chromatin DNA binding. Bases 1096 to 10233 code for a protein of 3045 amino acids. Gene Ontology annotation, cellular component: histone deacetylase complex; chromatin. The transcript is spliced from 18 exons. Gene Ontology annotation, biological process: regulation of transcription by RNA polymerase II.